AUGCAGCGUGACUUAUCAGACCGAUUGCUCAGUACUUGUGGCAACGAUGAAUGCUUGAAGCAAGCACAGAAUGAACAAGUGAUCAAAGUCGUGGUGCCAUACUUGACCCGCAUAACGCAACUAUUACCACUACGACUGCCUAUACAAUUCGGCAAGACACAACAUAAUGCUUUCGAACAAGCCAAUGCCACACUUAGAAACGAUCUGAAAGCAAGCAACACUCUCACUCAACUUCAUCUUACUGGCAACAAAAUAUCCGAGAAAGGAGCUGAAGCACUAGCAGAAGCACUGAAACUAAACAACACUCUAACUCAGCUUGAUCUUAAAUGGAACAAAAUAUCCGAUAGAGGAGGUGCAGCACUAGCAGAAGCACUGAAACUAAACAACACUCUCGCCAAACUUGAUCUUGGAGGCAACGAAAUAUCCGAGAAAGGAGGUGAGGCACUAGCAGAAGCACUGAAAGUAAACAACACUCUCACUCAACUUGAUCUUGGAGGCAACGAAAUAUCCGAGAAAGGAGGUGAAGCACUAGCAGAAGCACUGAAACUAAACAACACUCUCACCAAACUUGAUCUUGGAGCCAACGAAAUAUCCGAUAGAGGAGGUGUAGCACUAGCAGAAGCACUGAAAGUAAACAACACUCUCACCAAACUUCAUCUUGGCGGCAACAAGUUAUCCGAGAAAGGAGGUGAGGCACUAGCAA
This is a messenger RNA of Didymodactylos carnosus, 703 nucleotides long. NCBI's taxonomy places the organism in Eukaryota, Metazoa, Rotifera, Eurotatoria, Philodinida, Philodinidae. The record is from the annotation of a GenBank genome assembly.